AUGGCUAGCUUCUACGACAACCUCGCUGCCGUCACCGCACGCGGCCUUGUUCAGGCUUGGCCUGAGGGUGCUAACAAGUCGGAUACACUUAUAGCUGACCACCAUUUGAACCUCACGGCCCUCAAGCACUGGAACUACACCUACUACACCAACGACACCAUCUCCAAUGGUUCCAAGUGCUACCUGGUGUUCCCCCCAUACCAGCCCGUGUAUCUCUUCGGCAAUGGCACCUUUAUCAACAAAACAACCUGCUACACGGCCGUCAAAUCAAUUGGCACUCGCGGCCGCACCGGUAUCUGCUUCGCCACAGCCUAUGGCUUCUGUCUUGUACUGCUCCUCGUUGCCCUCGCCAAGCACGGCAAGAACCAUCUAGCUCCCGAAAAGCGCUUCUAUCCGAUCAGUCGGCGGUGGCAAUGGUACUGGGGCAUUUUUGUCUGCGCCUGUGCUUGCAUCGGCCUGUUCAUGAACAUCGACGUUGAUCGCUACUACCUCCAGGAGCUUCCAAUUACCGUCACCGUUUUCUUCUGGUACCUCUUGUGUAUGGGCACUCUUGCUCUGACGUGGGAAUCUGUUCGCCAUUGGGGCAGUUGGCUAGAACGACAAUUUAUCGAUCCAAAUCCAUUUGUCCUCGAGCAACACGAUCGUCGUGCGAUGGUCGAACUCUGGCUACCCAUGUGGUUCUACUUCUGGGUCUGGAUGAACUUCUUCCUCGUCGUGCCUCGAAGUUGGUCCUUCACUCAGAAGCAGCACUAUCCUGGGCAAGCCCUAGAGGUUGCCAAACCCGCUGCAACAAGCGGUCGCUUCAAGGCCGGUGCCUUCUGCCUCAUUGUUGCCUGGCUCACUAUGCUCUUCUCUCUGCGGCACUCGAUUAAGAAUUAUAGGGAUCGUCACCGCGGUAUCAUUAACCGCGCCCUCGGCUUCACAAAGGCUGUGCCAUGGCGCUUCUACCUCACUAUUCCCAUCACCGCAGCCCUAAUUGCUUACCAGGCUUUUAUCGCUUGGGAGUGGGAAUACUCUCUAAUUAGAAUCGGUACUCCGAUUUACAUCAUUUUCAUUUGGGGCUACACUCCAACGCUCCUCAUCCUGCUCGUCCAAAUCGUCUACGGAUUCACAACUCCAAACGAGGACGAAGAACUCAUCAGGCAGAGACAUGAGAGGAAUGACAGGAUAGACCAAGAGCUUGGCAUCGUCAAGAAGCCUGGUUGGUGGCACCGCGUCAAGGGUGAGCACCUGAUGUCACUCCGCGACAAAAUUGCCUCGAACGUGAUGGAGAUCGGCGGCGGAAGGGGUACCGGUCGCCGCGUCGAGACAGGUGCUGAGCGACACGCCCGCGAGGAGGCUCUUGCGGCUGCUGGAGGUCAAGAAAUGGAAAUGUACCCCGUGAUGAGGGCCAAUACUAACAACCCUCGGUCUGACCGAGCCGGUGUCUCCGCUAUCCAUCGCGAACAACAAUCCCUCGCGAGUCGCUACGGCGGCAAGUCGGAACAUCGUCGCCACGAGCGUAUGAUGCAAACCGCCACCGGUAUCCUAUUUCCCAAUGACCUCGAAGCCGAGCGUGCCCGUCACCACGCAGAAAUAUCUCGAGAUGACACUUCUCCUCCACCCUACACCGAUGGUCUCCGUAGUCGCAACAACUCCCGACCCGGGACCAGCCACGGCAGCAGCAGCGCCGAGACAAAUAGCCGCAGCAAUGCUCCGCCGUAUCAAGUCAGAAGCAUGCUGGAUGUCUAG
This is a messenger RNA of Ilyonectria robusta, 1731 nucleotides long. RefSeq lists its product as uncharacterized. NCBI's taxonomy places the organism in Eukaryota, Fungi, Ascomycota, Sordariomycetes, Hypocreales, Nectriaceae. The transcript is spliced from 2 exons. The coding region runs from base 1 to 1731 and encodes 576 amino acids. The record is from RefSeq and is a predicted model, not a curated record.